CUCAUUUAAAUUCCAAUUGUCGCUCGUCCAUGUCAGCAAAAUGACUCUUUCGCUAUCGCUGCUCAUUGCUGCCGUGUGCAUCGUCGUGGCGCUGGCCGGGAUUAGCUGGCUGCCAUUGGUGGCGUGGCUGCGCCGACGUCGCCGCACCUACGAGUUGGCAGCCCAACUGCCAGGACCACGCAAUCUACCGCUACUCGGACAUUUUCACAUGUUUUUCGGCUUGGAGCCGUGGCAAGUGCCGCAGCUGAUUGCCCAGUUGGCGGAGCAAUAUGAUGGCACCUUCAAGCUCAAAAUGGGCAGCAACUUUAGCCUGAUGAUGUUCCAGCCACGGGACAUGGAAGUUGUUCUCGGCAGCAGCCAGCUGCUGGACAAGGCUAUCGAGUAUAGCUUUCUACACGGCUGGCUCAACGAUGGACUGCUCCUGAGUAGCGGACAAAAAUGGCAUCGCCGUCGCAAGAUCAUCACGCCCGCCUUCCAUUUCCGCAUCCUCGAGCCGUAUGUGGAGAUCUUUGAUAGGCAAACUCGAGUGCUCAUUCGCAAGUGGCAGCAAACCCUAGGCCAUUCCUUCGACCUGGGACAUGAUGUGCAUCUGUUCACGCUGGAUGUCAUUUGUGAAACCGCCAUGGGAGUCUCCACCAAUGCACAGACGAAUGCUGACUCGGAUUACGUUCGUGCAGUGAAGACCAUUUCGAUGGUGCUGCACAAGCGUAUGUUCAACAUCUUCUAUCGCUUCAAUCUGACCUACAUGCUAACUCCUCUGGCUAGAGCCGAGCGUCGAGCCUUGAAAGUGCUGCACAGCUUUACAGAGAAGAUCAUCGUGCAGCGUCGUCAAGAGCUGCUUCGCGCAAACAGCUCGACACAGAGCUCGGACGAUACAGAUGUGGGUGCCAAGCGCAAGAUGACCUUCCUGGACAUAUUGCUGCAGUCGAAGAUCGACGACAAGCCGUUGACCAAUGCAGAUAUACGUGAGGAGGUGGAUACCUUCAUGUUUGAGGGCCACGAUACCACAUCCUCGGCCAUUAUGUUUUUCUUCUAUAACAUCGCAUUGUAUCCGGAAUGCCAGCGCAAGUGUGUUGAGGAAAUUAUCUCCGUACUGGGCAACGACAGAGAGACGCCUGUUACCUACGAUCUGCUCAACAACCUCCAUUAUAUGGAUCUGUGCAUCAAGGAAACGUUGCGUAUGUAUCCAUCGGUUCCCCUGAUAGGACGCAAGGUGCUCCAGGAGUGUGAAAUAAAUGGCAAAAUGAUUCCAGCCGGCACGAACAUAGGAAUUUCACCAUUGUUUUUGGGUCGACGUGAGGAUCUCUUCAGUGAGCCAAAUACGUUUAAGCCUGAGCGUUUUGAUGUAGUAACGAGUGCUGAGAAACUCAAUCCUUAUGCCUACAUUCCCUUCUCAGCUGGCCCGCGCAACUGCAUUGGCCAGAAAUUUGCUGUACUCGAAAUCAAAGCGAUAGCGGCGAACGUUUUGCGACAUUAUGAAGUGGAGUUUGUUGGAAAUGCCGAGGAGCCACCAGUGCUUAUUGCUGAAUUGGUUCUUCGUACCAGGGAUCCACUCAUGUUUAAGCUCAAGGAGCGCGUCCUCACUUUACAAUUGUUUGUAUUUCGUAUAAGCCAUGAUAAGAUUCGCAAUAAAAAUAUUGGUAAUGGAAGGUCGAAGUUUCAGUUGAUUUUGCGAAUUGUUGCGAUUAAGAUGUUCCUGGUGUUGGGUCUUAUUCUGGCUAGCGCCCUAUUUGUAGGCCUACUGAUCUACCAGCUGAAGUUCAAGCACCUUAUCGAGGUGACGCGAGAUUUUGGUAGUGCGCCGACGUUGCCAGUAGUCGGUCAUGGCUAUCACUUCGUGGGCAAGGAACCUCAUGAACUUAUUAUAAAGGUUAGGGGUUUCAUGGAAACAUAUGGCAAGGAUUAUACGCUCAAAGUGUGGCUAGGCCCAGAGCUAAACCUGCUCAUGGGCAAUCUAAAGGAUGUGGAAGUGGUCCUUGGCACACUUCGCUUUAAUGACAAGGCCGGUGAGUACAAAGCCCUCGAGCCAUGGCUCAAAGAGGGUCUACUCAUCAGCCGUGGUCGCAAAUGGCAUAAACGCCGCAAGAUCAUUACACCUGCUUUCCACUUCAAAAUUCUAUACCAAUUCGUCGAUAUUUUUGAGCGUGAGUCGCGUGUGCUGCUCAAGAAUUUGGAGAGGGAACGCGAGCAGCAGGAUCAAGGUGGUUUUAAUCUAUACGAUUGGAUCAAUCUCUGCACAAUGGACACUAUUUGUGAAACUGCCAUGGGUGUGUCAAUCAAUGCACAGACGAACAAGGACUCGGAUUACAUUCGUGCAGUGAAGACCAUUUCAAUGGUGCUGCACAAGCGUAUGUUCAACAUCUUCUAUCGCUUCGAUCUGACCUACAUGCUAACUCCUCUGGCUAGAGCCGAGCGUCGAGCCUUGAAAGUGCUGCACAGCUUUACAGAGAAGAUCAUCGUGCAGCGUCGUCAAGAGCUGCUUCGCCCAAACAGCUCGACACAGAGCUCGGACGAUACAGAUGUGGGUGCCAAGCGCAAGAUGGCCUUCCUGGACAUAUUGCUGCAGUCGAAGAUCGACGACAAGCCGUUGACCAAUGCAGAUAUACGUGAGGAGGUGGAUACCUUCAUGUUUGAGGGCCACGAUACCACAUCCUCGGCCAUUAUGUUUUUCUUCUAUAACAUCGCAUUGUAUCCGGAGUGCCAGCGCAAGUGUGUUGAGGAAAUUAUCUCCGUACUGGGCAACGACAGAGAGACUCCUGUUACUUAUGAUCUGCUCAACAACCUCCAUUAUAUGGAUCUGUGCAUCAAGGAAACGUUGCGUAUGUAUCCAUCGGUCCCGCUGCUAGGCCGAAAGGUGGUUCAGGAGUGUGAAAUAAAUGGCAAAAUCAUUCCGGCCGGCACAAAUAUAGGAAUUUCGCCAUUGCUUUUGGGUCGACGUGAGGAUCUCUUCAGUGAGCCAAAUACGUUUAAGCCUGAGCGUUUUGAUGUAGUAACGAGUGCUGAGAAACUCAAUCCUUAUGCCUACAUUCCCUUCUCGGCUGGCCCGCGCAACUGCAUUGGUCAGAAAUUUGCCGUACUCGAAAUCAAAGCGAUAGCGGCGAACGUUUUGCGACAUUAUGAAGUUGAAUUUGUUGGAAAUGCCGAGGAGCCACCAGUGCUUAUUGCUGAGCUGAUCCUUCGUACCAAGGAUCCACUAAUGUUUAAGCUCAAGCAGCGAAUGCUCUAAUUUAUUUCACAUAUAUACAUUUUCCGUUAUGAUUUUGCAAAUGAAGACGUGUGUAUUCAAUAGAUACAUCUAUUCUAUCGAUAAAGUCGAGUAAUUAUCGUAACAAAGCAGAGAGAUUGUGAGAAAGAACCAUGCAUAUUGAUAUUCCAUUUUAAAUAAAAAUAGCUAAAAUACACAAAGAA
Molecule: messenger RNA, 3408 nt
Organism: Drosophila mojavensis
Lineage: Eukaryota; Metazoa; Arthropoda; Insecta; Diptera; Drosophilidae
Gene: Cyp4d1
Exons: 6
Coding region: 41-3226 (1061 amino acids)
Molecular function (GO): heme binding; iron ion binding; monooxygenase activity
Source: RefSeq, a predicted model, not a curated record